Molecule: messenger RNA, 3283 nt
Organism: Solanum tuberosum (potato)
Lineage: Eukaryota; Viridiplantae; Streptophyta; Magnoliopsida; Solanales; Solanaceae
Product: putative pentatricopeptide repeat-containing protein At1g16830
Exons: 5
Coding region: 233-2206 (657 amino acids)
Molecular function (GO): protein binding
Source: RefSeq, a predicted model, not a curated record
CAAAAAGAUUCGAAGCACAAAAAUAACAUUUUCAAGUCGGAUUCGGGUCUUGGAUUCAGUCGGGUCAAUCGUCUUCUAGGGUUUUGUUGGUCUGCGGGGUUUUACCAGCACAUGACCGACUUCCUAGCUCCAUCUUCAAAAAAACUCAUCAAUGUAGACAAAAAGUGUCUGCCUGAAUCUCUCUUAUUCUCUUUAUGCUGUAUUUUAGGUUUCUUGGUAUUAUAUACUGGAAAUGUUAUGGAAAUGGUUCUCCAUUGGAAGAAUAGCUUCACAUCGAAUGCUCAAAAUGGAAUCUUUGGCCUCAUUUCGAAGUCUAUGCUCACAAAUUCAAUGUUUUGCUGAUACCCCACAAGGUUCUUUUUCCUCUAGACAUUACCAGAAGUUUCCUGAAAAUCCCAGAAUCAUAUUAACCCCUAGAAUUGUACAUACUACUUUAUCAAAUUGCCGUUCUGACAUUCUUGCUUUUUCGUUUUUCUUGUGGUGUGCAAGGCAACCUAAUUACUUUCAUGAUAGGGGCAUAUUGACCCUUAUAGUUAGUAUUGUGUCUCGGUUGACGCAGAGGUUUAGAACAGUGAAAGGGAUUAUUAAGGGAUUAGAGGAGGUUGGUUGUGUAAUAAAGCCACAAACUUUGUUGUUUUUAUUGAGAAUUUACUGGUUUGGUGGAAUGUAUGAUAGAGUUUUCGAGGCAUUUGAGGAAAUACUUAGAUAUGGUUAUACACCAAAUACUUUUUCUAGGAAUAUUGUAAUGGAUGUAUUGUUCAAGAUUGAGCGUGUCGAAGUGGCACUUAGAGUUUUGAAAGAAACCGAGAUUCCAAAUUUUUUGUCGUAUAGCAUUGCUGUGUGCAACUUGUGUAAGCUCAAUGAUUUGGUUAAUCUUCAGGAUGUACUUAUGAUUAUGUUGAGAAAAAGGUACUAUCCUAAUGAGGAGACAUUUUUUGUGAUUUUGAAUUGUUAUUGUAAAGGAGGUUGCAUAGCAGAAGCAAAACAGAUAUUGGGUGUGAUGAUUGUUUUGGGUGUUCGUAUAUGUGAGAGAGUUUGGAGUAUAUUAAUAGAUGUUCACUGUAAAGCUGGGAACAUGGAUGCUGCAAGUCAUUUGCUUAAAAAGAUGGUAGAGAGUGGGUAUUCACCAAACGUUGUAACUUGCACAUCAUUGAUCAAGGGAUUUUUUGAGUCCCAGAUGCCAAGCAAGGCAUUUGGGAUCUUGGAUACCAUGGAAUCAAAAGGAUGCUCCCCUGAUUUGGUUCUUUGUAAUGUGUUAAUAGACUGCCUCUCUAAAAUGGGGAGGUAUGAAGAUGCAAUUAAUGCUUUCUUCCUUUUGCGGGAGCAAAGACUAAUACCCGAUUCUUAUACUCUUUGUUCUUUGAUUACAACUGUUUGUCUCUCUAAGCAAUUCGUUGAACUACCUUUGCUCAUAACUGGCUUCAAGAUCCAACCUGAUUUAGUUGCUUGUAACUCUUUCCUUAGCUAUUUCUGCAAAGCUGGUUAUCCUGCUGGUGCCAUUGAAUUUUACAAUGACAUGAUAGAUAGAGGUUUUGUAGCAGAUAAGUAUACCUUUGCUGGAUUAUUGACUGGAUUAUGCAGGUCAGGUAGGAUAGGAGAGGCAGUCAAGGUGUACCAUGGACUUAUUAGAAGUCACAUUGGGCUUGAUUCUCACAUAAUUACUGUGAUAAUAAAUGGGCUAAUAAAAUCUGGAAAAUUUCACAAAGCUAUUAGCUUAAUCACGAAAGCCGCUUCAGGGAAGCCCCAACUCGAUGAUGUUUCUUACACUAUUGCCAUUAGUGGACUUCUUACUGGUGGUGAAGUUGGAGAAGCUUAUGCCUUGUUCCGCCAAAUGAAGGAGGUUGGUCUUGCCCCAAGUAAACAGACCUAUAAUCUGAUUCUCUCGGGUUUCUGUAAAAGAAGUGAUGUUAGCAUGGUUGAAGAGAUCUUACUUGAAAUGGUUAAUGCUAGUGUUGAAGUUGACCAUUUAAGUCUGAGGUUUAUGAAAAAUCUCCUGUAUAGAUCCCGCCAUUCUGCUUCACUCUUUACUCUAUUGACUGAUGUUUCAACUUCCGAAAUCCUUUCAAGGGAAGCAUAUGAAGAAUUGAUCGAUGAGCUAGUUCAUCAGGUAAACAUAAGCAAUGUGCACACAGACAGGUCUACUAGCGUUGAUUUUGGCACAUCCAGCUCAGAUGAAAUCCAAGAGGUGGCUGUUUCAGUUGGUUGAGAUGAUUUGACUUGACAGCUUAUUCUGUCUAUGGCAAAGUUCUGUAGUUGAGUUCAUCAAGAAUCUGACCUUACUCUCUCUCGGAAACCCUAAGAUGAUCAUAUGAUCUUAAGAGUGAAUUGAUUCCCUAAAGAGGAGGAUAUUGAACCAUGGAAGAGUGCCUGAAGUGAUAAUACAGCAAAAGGAAUUCAUGAGAUGUGGUUGGUAAGCUAAAUGCUGAGUGAUACUGUAAUACUUUGCUUGUGUGAUCUGCGAAAUGGUAUUGAAAAAGAUCUCGUGAACCCUGGGGCUCAGCAGACUAUUCUUGUUGCUCCCACAACUGGAGGCUAUGAGCAAGAUGGAGCAAUACACUCUGGAAGAUGAUGUUACACUCCCCCAUGAAAGCUGCUAUGUGGAGAGAUAUGGAGCAAGUGAGGGUGCUGAGGGCAAUAUAAGCUGCCGGGACUUUAUAUUUCCAGUAUUGAAACUCAAAAUGUACAAGAUCUGGCAAGUGCUUGGAAUGCAAUAUAGGAGCUUGCCAACUAUGAUGCUUGAAUGCUUAUUUCUUGGUGUACUAACUCUGUAAGGUCCCGACAUACUAUAAGAAGCAUUUCCGAGGAGUACGAAAAACCAAUACAGUUAAAGGUAGAAGAUAGGAAAAGAAUACUUUUCUGGUAUGACAAUUGGGUGGGGAAGGAAUUACUCCUCUACGAGACAGGUUCCCGAUCUCUUCAGUUUUGCAGAAAACAGCAGGGGUUAAAGUCAAUGUAGAAGCAAUCAAGGUUGGUUAGUAAAAUUUAGAAGAAAUUGUACUGAUUGGGAAGUGGAGAAUAUGGCUCAGCUUCUUCAAGGUCAUCUACUUUAUAGCUCACACAUUCAGCCUGACAAAGCUGACUCUCAUAGUGAUAUUGUGUAUCGUAUCAGAUUUUAUUUUUACAGGAAACUUUCACCCUACUAACACAAAAGGCAUAAUUUUUUUAUUAUUAAAAGGGUGAAAUUUUCGUGAUUUUUCUAUUAAAUAAUACAUAGUUAUGUGACUGUAAAUAAUCAUUAUAUACUGCAAGAAUUUAUUACACACUGAGUGAUGAUUAUUUCAGA